This is a messenger RNA of Linepithema humile (Argentine ant), 1568 nucleotides long. It is a transcript of the gene Y-y, whose product is annotated as protein yellow-like. Lineage: Eukaryota; Metazoa; Arthropoda; Insecta; Hymenoptera; Formicidae. Gene Ontology annotation, cellular component: extracellular region. The record is from RefSeq and is a predicted model, not a curated record.
UUUUCGAUAGGACUCGGUGCAUAUAUACGGCGAGCGUCUUAUAGGAACUUGCAGUUUAGAACUGAAAGAGCGUCGACGUUGAGCUACGGUGUUACGGUGUUAUCCUUCUAAUCAGACGCAAUCAAAGAUCUGGAUUGACUUUACCCUUUUCUAUUGGAUAAGUGCGAAAUUGAACAGCAAAAAUGAGUGGCUAUUGUGUUUGGAAUUGCGCUCUCGUUUCUGCCCUCUUAUUAUUCCGGAUUGGAAACGUCGAUGGGAUUCAAAUAUGGGGCAUGCAGUUCGGACGCGCACCGCUUUUGGAAAAAUUCACGUGGAAAACGAUGGACUUCGCUUAUCCGGACGAACGUAGCAGACAGUUAGCGAUAGCGAAUGGCGAAUACGUGCCCGAGAAUUCUCUGCCUGUCGGUAUCGAGAUCUGGAAGAACAAGCUCUUCGUCACGAUACCAAGGUGGCGCGAUGGAAUACCGUCUACGCUGAAUUACAUACCGCUGGACGCCAAUCGAAGUGGAUCGCCGAAACUUAUACCUUAUCCAAGCUGGGAUCAGAAUAGAGCCGGUGCCUGCGGCAGCGGAUUGACUACCGUUUACAGGAUUCACGCAGAUGAAUGUGACAGACUAUGGGUACUGGACACUGGAACAAUAGGAAUCGGUGACACAACUGUGCAAGCCUGUCCUUACACUUUGAACGUAUUCGACUUGAAGACGGAUAAACUGUUGCGGCAAUACCGACUCAGAUCGGAAGAUAUUAAUCAAAACACUUUCAUCGCCAACAUCGCGAUUGAUUUGGGAAAAGGCGGCUGCGACGAUGCUUUUGCUUAUAUGUCCGACGAACUCGGCUACGGCCUGAUCGUAUAUUCAUGGCAACAAAACACAUCCUGGCGAAUAACCCACAGCUAUUUUAUGCCAGACCCUCUAGCUGGCGAUUACAAUAUCGGAGGCUUGAACUUCCAAUGGGGAGAGGAAGGGGUUUUCGGAAUAAGUCUGUCGCCAAUUGCAGCGGACGGCUAUCGAAAUCUUUUCUUUCAUCCUCUCAGCAGCUAUCGGGAAUUUGCGGUUUCCACGAGAAUCUUGCGAGAUCAGCAAUUAUCGCAAAAUAGUUAUCACGAAUUUCAGGUGUUGCCAUCGAGGGGAGCACUUUCUCAUUGCACCGCAUCCGUAAUGGACGAGAAUGGACUUCAAUUUUUCAACUUAAUCGAUCAGAAUGCAGUUGGUUGUUGGAAUUCUAUGCUACCUUACGCGCCAAUCAAUCAGGCGGUCGUCGCCAGACACGAUGAGGCAAUGAUAUUUCCAGCAGAUAUUAAAGUGAAGCACGGUUUACUCUGGAUUAUAUCAGACCGGAUGCCGAUUUUCUUGCUGUCGAGUCUAAAUUACACAGAUAUCAACUUCAGAAUACUCACUACACCAGUUCAAGCAGCGAUCGCUGGAACGGUAUGCGACAACAUGCCUUGGAGACUUAUUAACAAUCAUAUCUGGUGGAAGUGACAGUUCAUUGCAUGCCGAUUUCUACAGCCAGAUCGCAGUGUGUUCAAUUGUGCCUUCGACUUUUGCACUUGAGAAUAUAUUUAAAAG